AUGGCAUGCUGCGGCGCUGUUUCGCCAACCGCCUUGGAGCAGUACGCAAACUCCAUUCGAGGGCAGCUCCAUGGCUUGGAGCUAUGCAUGGAUUUUCCGAUGUACACGGUACCUUUACGCACCUUAAUGGAGAUGACUCGCUUAGAGCCUCACGAGGUGAUGAAGGAACAAGGUCUGUUGGUGGAGUUUGACAGGAAGAUGGGCAAGGCAGUCUUUGUUUCACACCAGUGGUUGGACGCCGAUCAUCCCGACCCAGACUGCCGGCAGAUGCGGGUGCUGCAAGAUGCUCUGAGGACAGUCAAGAGCAUGCGGAGCAUCCCUGUGGAUGUUGUGAGCGAGACUCUGAAUCAUGGCACACCCUUGCCGUCAUCCGAGCUCCUCUCCGAACCGCUCUUCUUUUGGUACGAUUACUUCUCGUGCCCCCAGAAGGAAGAGCGAACCAAAAGCCAUAAGCGGCUUGCCAUCAACAGUAUACCGGCCUUUGUGGAUAGUUGCUCCUUCUUUUUUGCGCUCGUACCAGUGUUGGAGAAUCCAGAUGGAACCAAUGCAAUCUCUCCCGGGAGCUGGCAUGGCCGGGGGUGGUGCAGGCUAGAGAGGACUUGCCGAGAACUCGCUCAGAAUCACGACUGGGUAGUGGUGAAAGGCCCUGAAGACCUUGAGCUCAUCUCAGGUGCGGUGGCAUCCACUCGUGCUGGGGCUGGGCCAGUGGGUGAAGGUGUUUUCACUGUGGCGAAGGAUCGCUUGUUUCUCGGGUCAGUCCUCAUGACGGCGCUGAAGCGGAAGUUGAUGAGCCUGCUGGACGCACAGGAUUUUCCCGGCUAUCGUGCUUUCCUCAACCAGCAACCUGCACUAUUUAGAGGUUUGGAGUGUGAUGCCUUGGCCCCAGUCCCUGGUUUUGAGAUUGAUCUGAAUUCCCCAUGGCGUGCCAUGAACUUCUUCCAUCAGAAUGGUUUCCGCAGCAUUUCGGACAAAGACCGCUGCGGGUGGAUGCCUCUCCACUAUGCUGCGGUGAAUGGAGAUCCAGCACUGGUUCAAGAUUUGCUGGUGCUUCGAGCAGAUCCAGACCAAGGCACCACAGGAAUCCACCCAUCCUUCGGCUUUGAGAGGGGGAUGCUGCCUAUUAGCAUUGCUUGCCUCUUCCGGAACACUGACCUCAUCCAGUUUCUCAUCUCCGCCAAGGCUAAAGUGACCAGCAACGUUGUGAUUCACGGCCCCCUCCAUUGCGCCGCUGCUCAGAGCACCAGGGAAUCCAUGCGGAUCCUCUUGGAGGCUCGUUGCAGCCCGCUGGAACAAAAUUCUUUUGGCGGGACGAUCCUCCAAAUGGCGGCCUACUACGGAUCCUGUGAAGCCAUUGAUGAGCUCCCAAGACAUGUCAACACACCCCUGAAUGCAUCUGAAGCUCUUCAUAGUGCAGCCUUGGGUGGGGCAGGUGCCGAGGUGGUCCAUCGACUGGUUGAGAUCAGAGCAGAUGUGAAUAUUCAGACAGAUGAACACUUCACGCGCAAACCGCUCAUGCGAGCCGUGUACACGCUAUUGACUCUACAACACCGCUUUUACAAGGUGACUCCUUUCUCCAAGGUCAUGUAUCAUGCGAAGGGUGCAACCCCGUUGAUGGUGGCCAUGCUGUGCUGCAACCAUGAAUGUGCGGCAGCCCUGAUAUCAGCAGGAGCACAGGUUAACUUGCGGAAUGCACGUGGAUGCACUGCCGCAGACUUCGCCGUCGGCCAUUCGUUGCCGGAAUUCUUGCGGGAGGCUUUUGAAGGAAGAGUGGAGGCAUGCCGAAGGGUGUCAUUGUUGGCACGUGGUUGGGUGGAGCUUUCCUUCUGA
Symbiodinium necroappetens is the source of this 1827-nucleotide messenger RNA. The record is from the annotation of a GenBank genome assembly. Lineage: Eukaryota; Dinophyceae; Suessiales; Symbiodiniaceae.